Messenger RNA from Gopherus evgoodei (Goodes thornscrub tortoise), 5513 nucleotides. It is a transcript of the gene CSRNP3, whose product is annotated as cysteine and serine rich nuclear protein 3. Lineage: Eukaryota; Metazoa; Chordata; Testudines; Testudinidae. Gene Ontology annotation, cellular component: nucleus. Gene Ontology annotation, biological process: regulation of transcription by RNA polymerase II. The record is from RefSeq and is a predicted model, not a curated record. The transcript has 5 exons. Bases 245 to 1981 code for a protein of 578 amino acids. Gene Ontology annotation, molecular function: DNA-binding transcription factor activity, RNA polymerase II-specific; sequence-specific DNA binding.
AAGCAGUAGGUAAUGAGUCUUUGUGCAGAGUGAAGCUCUUGUCGCUGAACAAUAAAGCAUAUGGUACCAGCAAUAAAACACAGUGCUGGGAAAUUUAAGAAGAUCCUGAUGGAAGUAGAAAGACAGUGAAUAUGUCACACGUUAUAAAAUGAUGAUCAAUCUAUUUUGGUUCCUAAUUAAUAAAAAGAGUGCAUGGAUUGGAAAAACAACAAUUUGAACAGGUACAUGUGACAGCAUUGCAGCUAUGAGUGGAAUUUUAAAGAGAAAAUUUGAAGAAGUUGAUGGCUCCUCGCCCUGCUCCUCUGUCCGGGAAUCUGAUGACGACAUUUCUAGCAGUGAAAGUGCUGACAGUGGUGAUAGCGUCAAUCCAUCCACUUCUAAUCAUUUUACCCCUUCAUCAAUCCUGAAGAGGGGAGAAGCGGAAAAGGACAAAGAAUGUCAUUUUAACUGUGUUACCGUGUACUACUUCACAAGAAGGCAAGGCUUCACCAGUGUUCCGAGUCAAGGAGGAAGCACAUUGGGUAUGUCCACUCGUCACAACAGCGUGCGUCAGUACUCCCUUGGAGAAUUUGCAAUGGAACAGGAGAGGCUCCAUCGAGAGAUGUUAAGAGACCAUCUAAGGGAGGAGAAACUUAACUCUUUAAAACUGAAGAUGACAAAGAAUGGUACAGUGGAAUCUGAAGAGGCUAAUACUUUAACGUUGGAUGACAUUUCUGAUGAUGAUAUUGAUUUAGACAACACAGAAGUAGAUGAAUACUUCUUUCUACAACCCCUACCAACAAAAAAACGUAGGGCACUGCUGCGAGCCUCUGGAGUGAAAAAGAUUGAUGUGGAAGAAAAACAUGAGCUGAGGGCCAUCCGCCUAUCCAGAGAGGAUUGUGGCUGUGACUGCCGAGUGUUCUGUGAUCCAGAAACUUGUACUUGCAGCCUUGCAGGCAUAAAAUGCCAGGUGGAUCGUAUGUCUUUUCCAUGUGGUUGCACUAAAGAAGGGUGCAGCAAUACAGCAGGUAGAAUAGAAUUUAACCCCAUUCGUGUACGGACUCACUUUUUGCAUACAAUAAUGAAGCUUGAAUUGGAGAAAAAUAGAGAGCAGCAAGUUCCUGCACUAAAUGGUUGCCACAGUGAGGUAAGUGCUCACACUAGUUCUCUGAGUACAGUACCCCACCCAGUAGAAUAUUCACUUGCAGAGAAUUUUGAAAUUGAAACUGACCCCCAGGCUGCAGUGAUGCACCUGCAGUCUACUGAAGAUUUGGAUUGUCCUGGGGAAGAUGAGGAGGAGGAAGAAGAUGGAAGUAGCUUUUGUAGUGGAGUUACAGAUUCUAGUACACAAAGUUUAGCACCCAGUGAAUCUGAUGAUGAUGAUGAAGAGGAGGAGGAGGAGGAAGAAAAAGCAGAUGAUUUUGUAGAAAGCAUGGAGUCCCAUGCCGAUGUGGUGCCUCUUCCUUCUGUCCUUUGCUAUUCUGAUGGCGCUGCAGUACGUGAAAGCCACUCUAAAAAUGCCUCAUACUAUACUGACUCUUCAACUCUGUAUUACCAAAUAGAGAACCAUGCCCCUGGCAGUAAUAACCACAUCACUGAGACCUAUUCAGAAAGGGACACUGUUAAAAAUGGUAGUCUUUCUCUGGUGCCUUACAAUAUGACUUCAGAGCAGCUUGUUGACUACACACGGCAAUCAGAGGAAAGUUACACCAGCUCUCAUUACCCUUCUGCAAACCCCUCUGUGAUAGUUUGUUGCUCCUCUUCAGAAAGUGAUAACAGUGUUCCAUGUAAUAGUUUAUACACUGAACAUAGGCCAAGCCACCCUCAAGUGGAAUUUCACUCAUACUUGAAAAGUACCUCUCAAGAUGGAUUUGUUUCAGCUUUGAACGGUGACAGUCACAUACCAGAGCAAGCUGCUGAGAAUUCUGUAAGCCUUUCAGAAAAGAGCAGACUGCAUGAAGAGUGUAUCAAAUCACCUGUAGUGGAAACAGUACCUGUUUAAUUUAUUAAGAUAUUCUAGGACUGAAUCCCUUUAUUUAAAUGCCGUCCAAUUGGAUUUCCUAGAAUCAUAAUUUUUUAAGAUGUGGAUUAAGAAAACUUGGAUUAUGAUUAAUAUUCCAGAACAUUUUGUUUUUUUCUUCAAGCUACAUGGCUGUGGUAUUGCACAAAAACAGUUCAUGUAAAGAUUAAAAACAGAAAUCAAACUGUCUUUUGAUAGAAAAUGUAUAAAUUAAAAAAUAUAUACAUAUUUCAAAGUAGCCUACCUGUCAAACUAUGUGGAACCUGCCAAGCUAUCUGAAUCAAAGCUUCAUGUUUUUAAUUGUUGGGCCUGUGCAAGAUUGUUAAAACCGAUGCUUUGAAAUAAUCAUGUUUAGAGUCCUACAUUUUCAACAUAUCUGAAAAAGAUAGUGACUUUUUAUGUAAAAGUAAUUAAUGUAUGAAAAAGGUUUAGGUGUUCUGUACUGUAUUUUAUUUAUAGUAGUUUAGUACUCAUGUUUGAUAAAAAUGAACAGAAUGUUCAUUUGAGUUGAAGAUCCAUAGCUAGUUCUGCAGAGCAUGCCCAUGUAAAAUCAUCUGGCAUACCAUACACAUUUUUUAUAACUACUCUUAGCAACUGAUCUUAAAAUACAUUCUUUAAAAUUCAUUACAUCUGUUUUUACUCCUUUUGACAGACAAAUCUGUGAGUAAGGGGGCAUUUAUAUUUUGUAAACAGGUGAAAGGUAGGACAAUCUUCCAUUAAUGUCUGAAUCAAUGACUCCCCCUAGAGAAAAUUGGUGUUGUGUAUAAGGACAAAGCAGUAGUUUAUAAACUUGCACAGCACCUUUUAGCCCCACAAAUAUUCAGCUUACUAAUGCACUUUAGUGCCAUUUUGCAGUACCUUACUAAUUGUGGGUACUGUGAACAAUUUUGGAGAUAUGCCAUAGCUCCAGAUUGUGAGAUCUAUAUAAUAGACAAGCAUUUUACAAUUUAUUGUAAUAAAACUGAUACAAGUUUUCCCUAGCCAAUAUAUGGAUGCUUAAAUAAGUAAUUAGUAAGAGCAAAGAGUCAUUCUGUUAGGUUAAAGGAAGCGUGGAGAACAGUUUGUUUUUCUAGAUUCUUCUACCUAUUUAGCAAUCUUUACAAAUUAAGAGCCUGAUCCAAAGCCCAUUGAAGCCAUUCAGUGGGCUUUUGAUCAAACCCUAAAUCUACAAAAUCACUUAAUUACUCUGAUAAUGAUAGUAUUAGGUACCAGAAUCUAUUUAUUCAACUAGGACACUAAUGUCAGAAGUUUUACAGUUGUGAAAAUUUGUAGGCAAAUUCUAAUGCAUUACAUGCAUCAAUUGUUACUACCUGGUUUUCAUUUUACUUUUUAAAAGGGACAAUGAGAAUUACAACACAUGCUGCAUCCCAACCUUUAAAUUAUCUGGACUUGUUUUUUCUAGAGAAGAACAACUUCUAGGAGUUCAUUUUCUACAUGUUUAUUAGAUAUACCUAGCUAUGCAUUGCCUUAUUUUAAAGUGCAAUAGGACACUUCUUAAACUGUUUUGAUAUUUUGGUCCUUUUACUGAAGUUGAAGUAUCAUUAUAUAUCUGUUAGGAAAUGAUUGUCUUUUUUGUCAAAUUAUAGCAUCUGCUGCUUAAUUUUUAUCUCUGACAAAUUUUGUUGUUUUAGGGAUACAGAUGUAAGCAUAUUGUAGAUUUCAACUCUGUACCAAUUACUCUUCUGCUGAGUCACCUUUUAUAAAGUCAGCUACAGUAUUCCAGGUAGAAAAACUACCAUGCUAAAAAGAUGUUCUCUGAAAAAGAAGUUGUGACUUAAUGGCUCUUUUAUGACACUAUUGCACAACCAUUUUCAAGUCAAUUGUUGUACACUAAAUUGUCAAAAUAUUUUUAUAUUUUCCAUGUAAGAUGACGGAGCUGUUUCGUUUAUUUGUUCUCACAUUGAUUCAUGAAUGCCUUCAUUAGGAUUCCUUUGAGAUAGAAACCCUGGUUUAGUAAGAACUGCAUACUUCAUUUGCAGGACAUUCCUAUCUCCUGGGAAAGUGCAGACCACUUGGACUUGCUGUCUAAAGUAGCCAUUCUAGCCAUUCAUCUGUUCCUUGUUUGCAGUAGAAAUUUUUCUUUCCCGGAAGGGCGUGUAGUCAGUUAAGACAGGAGUUCUCAGCUUUUACACAGCAAAUGGUAUUCUUUCUUUUUAAAGAGAAACAAAUUAGAAACAUUUGAUAAAAAGAAGUAUGCAGGUUACUGAUAAUAUUAUCUUGAUAAUAGAGCUCUCUUAAUUUACAGAGCUCCUGUAACAAAUCACUGGGGACAUUGUGUGCGCAUCACAGAAACCUGGCACAUGCCACACUAGCACUUAAAGCACAAACUUCUAACUAACACAGUAGCUAUGAGUCAGUAGCAGGUUCUUAACUUCAGUGUAGACUGGCCACUAGAAGGAGACAUAAUUUUGCACAUUUAACCAAUGUAUUACGUUCAGGUGAAAAUAAGAUUUGUACUUCAUUAUUCGCCCUGUUAUGGAGCAAUAAAAAAUUAUAUUCUUAGUCUCUAACUUUCCACAUGAAGAAAAUCUUCACUGACGUUAGAAAGAAAAACACUCAGAAAAGUAAGUAAUUAUGUAAAGCACAUUUCAACUAGCUUUAAAAUAAUGAGAUUGCUGCUGUUCUUCUUUACCAUUUAUAUUGCAGUAGAAUUCAGAGAAUUGAUCAAGAUGGGGCUCCUUGUGCUAGGUGCUGUAUAAUCAUCUCUAGGUUCUGAGGCCUGCUAUUAUAGUAUUUGAACUAAACUUGGGCCCUGAGCUUACAAUAUAAGAAGAGCUUACAAUAUAAGAAGACACACAACAUACAAAGGGAUGGGGACAUGGAGGUGAUUAAAUAAUAUUUUGCUAUGAUAUUUCCCACAAGUAAAGUUGGGAACAGUUAUGAGGAGUCAGAGGAUAUAGUAUCUGGAGUCUGAAUUUGGAGGAAAAGAGGCACUGGCUUAAGACAGUGCUUUUCAACCUGUGGUCCAUGGACUCCUGUGGGGUCACAAACUGUUUCUAAGAUUUCCAAAGGAGUCUGCACAUCUAUUUGAAGUUUUUUAGGAGUCCGCAAAUGAAAAAAGGUUGAAAACCACUGACUUAAGGAAAAGCUCUGUUUAAUGAUUUGGUUAAACCUUGAGAUUUGUGAGUACUUUUCAGUCUCCUUUCCUUGGCCAACCUAGAGUGCCCUACUGCUCAGUUAAUGAAGUAAUAUAUUUCCUGUGUUGGUUGCUAAUAGUUUCAUUUUUGUGAACCUUAUGUCUAUGUGCUAAAAGGGGUAUGUUGUUAAAUUAGAAAUAGCCAUGUGUGUCGUCUAUACAGAUUUGGCACAUCAUUUGUAGCCGCAUUUAUUUUAAUGAUUGGUCUCCAUUCCUUGUUUGCGUUUAAAAAGCUUUACAUCCAUAAGAUACUUGAUGCCUGGUAAUAGUCAUUCACAAGAAACAGGAUAGUUUUGAAAGUUAUUCUGUAAACUAACAAGGUGGGUGAGCUAUUGGUAUUUAUUGGACCAACUUCUGUUGGUGAAACAGACAAGCUUU